AUGUUUAAAAUCCGUGAAGAUGUCGAGGUCUCGUGUGCCAACACUCGCUUGGGAUUUGUGAAGCUGGCCAAAGAGCAGGGGGUCAUGCUCGUGCCUGGCUAUAUGCUCGGGAACUCUCAACUCUACCAGGUAGCGAAGGGAUUCCUCGGACAGCUCUUUGAGAACAUCAGCCGCCGGCUAAAGACCUCCAUCACUCUUUUCCAUGGACGAUGGGGCACGCUUCUGUUCCUCGGCCCUUCUUUGUCUGGGGCUGCGGUGCAGGAGUAUUUUAGGGUUUAG
Molecule: messenger RNA, 279 nt
Organism: Symbiodinium sp. CCMP2456
Lineage: Eukaryota; Dinophyceae; Suessiales; Symbiodiniaceae
Source: the annotation of a GenBank genome assembly